Messenger RNA from Chaetomium globosum CBS 148.51, 1431 nucleotides. RefSeq lists its product as uncharacterized. Gene Ontology annotation, biological process: glycerophospholipid biosynthetic process. The record is from RefSeq and is a predicted model, not a curated record. The transcript has 2 exons. NCBI's taxonomy places the organism in Eukaryota, Fungi, Ascomycota, Sordariomycetes, Sordariales, Chaetomiaceae. Gene Ontology annotation, cellular component: mitochondrion. The coding region runs from base 1 to 1431 and encodes 476 amino acids.
AUGUCUCUCUCAGUCCCUCCCCAGCGGCCCUCCAUGUGCCCCCGGCAGAUGUCGAGCAGCAGCUUUGCUGAUGCCUUCGAUGAUGCCCGGAGGAAGCUCGACGCCAUGGGCGUGCAAGAGCCCGGUGAAGACGAAGUGCUGUCGCCAUCACUGUCGUCGUCCAGCUCUGCCACCGACGUGAGCGCUACCUACUCGGUGCCGGCCGAGUCGCCCUCGCCUCUGAGCCCAGCCACGCCUACGACCGUUCCGAUCACUCCCAUGGUCGAGGAUGUCGCCGACAACUUUGCCUUUGCUUUCGACAUUGACGGCGUGCUGAUCCGCGGCGGGCGGCCGAUUCCCGAGGCCGUCGAGGCUAUGAAGGUUCUCAACGGCGAGAAUGAGUGGGGCGUCAAGGUUCCGUACAUCUUCCUUACCAACGGCGGCGGCAAGUUCGAGACGGAACGCUGCCGCGAUCUCUCACAACAACUCGAGAUCGAUGUCUCGCCCGGUCAGUUCAUCUGCGGCCACACCCCCAUGAGGGAGUUCGCCGACCGGUACGGCACCGUGCUUGUGGUCGGCGGCGAGGGUGAGAAGUGCCGUGAUGUGGCCGAGUCAUAUGGCUUCCGCGACGUCGUCACCCCUGGCGACAUCCUCAAGGCCAACGCGCACACUGCCCCGUUCCGCAAGCUGACCGAAGCGGAACACGCCAACUCGCGGGACCUACUCGCCCGCCAUGGCGCUGAGAAGCUCUCGGACAUUGUGAUCGAGGCCAUCUUCGUCUUUGCCGACUCGCGCGACUGGGCGUCGGACCUGCAAAUCAUCCUCGACAUCGCCCAGUCCAAGGGUGGCCGGCUCGAGACGCGGUCCGAGACCUUCGACGAAGGCCCGCCCAUCUACUUCAGCCACAACGACGUUCUGUGGUCGGCAGCUCACGAACACGCCCGCUUGGGCAUGGGCGCGCUGCGCCGCAUCGUUGAAACCGUCUUCGAGGACACCACGGGUGGCAAGAAACUCAAGACGCACGCCUUCGGCAAGCCGCAGGUGUCCACUUUCGAAUUUGCCACCCGCCUCUUGCAGCAGUGGCGCGCAACCCAGCACGGCCUGCGUCAGACGAAGCCGCCUGCGACGGUGUACUUUGUCGGCGACACCCCCGAGUCGGACAUCCGCGGCACCAACGCCAUGGACGCCAUUUCCGAGAACGAGUGGUACAGCAUCCUCGUCAAGACGGGCGUCUACCAGCCCGGUACCGAGCCCAAGUACAAGCCGCGCAAGCUGGUCGACACGGUGCUCGACGCCGUCAACCACGGUAUCCGCCGCGAGAUGUCCCGCUUGGGCUCGCGCAAGGAGGCCGGCGGUCGUAUGCUGCCCCUGGAUGAUGCCGCCCUCAAGGCGGUCGGUGAGGGGCGCACCCCCGAGUUUGAGGUGCAGGACAACUUCCUGACCAUGGCCUAA